Molecule: messenger RNA, 2086 nt
Organism: Trematosphaeria pertusa
Lineage: Eukaryota; Fungi; Ascomycota; Dothideomycetes; Pleosporales; Trematosphaeriaceae
Product: HET-domain-containing protein
Exons: 3
Coding region: 23-1990 (655 amino acids)
Source: RefSeq, a predicted model, not a curated record
UGUCCUCCUCGCACCACCUGUCAUGUCCUCAAGGGAAAGAUACUUUCGCAAGAACACAUGUCCAGCUUGCAAUCUGCUACCGCUGGAGACCCUCUCCAAGUGUGAGACGACGGCUCCCGUCACGAUCCUCUUAGACCAUCUCGAUAUAGAGGCCAUUGAUAGCUUUGCUUCAAAAUGCGACCUCUGUCGCCUCCUCGGCGACCUCCAUCGUCACUGGAAGUCCCCUCAAUGGCGCUAUCCCAUGGAGUAUGCAGGGUUUUCCUAUUGGGAGCUCUGUGGGAGGAAUGAGUGGCGAAUCCGGUAUACCGAGCGGACUUACCUGGGCAUCCACGUCGACUUCGACAGCGUACUCGCGAAACGAGUCGACAAAAGACAUAUCCACGUGGACCCACUUUCGGACCGUUCCGUGCGAUUGAUCAGACACUGGAUGACCAAGUGCGAAAGCAAGCACAAAGAGUGCUUUGAUCAUCCCGUGGGCUUACCAACCCGCGUCAUAGAUGUGACGGGCUUUACGCUCAAGCUCCUUGAUCCUAGCCCGAAAAGCCCUCACCAGUAUGUCACUCUCAGUCAUUGCUGGGGCUCUUGUCGAAGCUUCCUUACUACACGCGAUAACGUCGAGGAGCGUAAGCGGGGUUUCAGUAUUGAGGAACUACCUGCGACCUUCAGAGAUGCUGUCGCUGUUACGCGCUAUUUGGGAUUUCCAUACCUCUGGAUUGACAGCAUUUGCAUUUUGCAAGGAGACCACGAUGACUGGGAAAUUGAAGGUGGUAAGAUGGCGGAUGUAUACGCUAACUCUACUCUCACCAUCGCGGCUGCGAAUGCAAGCGACGAUGCGGAAGGCUUUCUUAAGCCCCGGGAUGAAGGACUAGUUUUGACGGUUGACAUCUGCCUUCCUUCCGAGGACGGCGAUCGCCUACAUGACAGAGCAACGCGCAUCUAUACCAGCCUUCCACCCACGCCGAAGCUGGUGUACGAUCCACUUGACGGUCGUGCUUGGUGCCUCCAAGAACGCUGUCUUGCGCCACGGAUCUUGUUCUUCGCUUCCGAUUCCCUUCGCUGGGAGUGCCUUGGCAACAGUUGGUUUGAAGCAGGUCGAGGCCUUCCGAAGAAAAAACUCAUGCUUCCAGAUAUCAUGCCUGAACGCUUAGCCAGCGGUGAUUUGUCCUAUGUGCCUUGGUACAAGGCUGUGGAACUGUACACAACCCGAGCGAUAACAUACGCCGUUGACAAACUGCCCGCUCUCUCCGCAUUGGCAUCAAGAGUGGCUGAGCAAUAUGACGAUCAGUACCUUGCUGGACUAUGGAAGACGGAUCUGAUACUGGGCCUGCUGUGGUACCGUGUAGUUCGGCGUAAGUUCCGGGACCUCGAACCAACGGCACCCUUCCAAGCAGCUAGGAAUGGUCUCCAAGACUACCUCGCGCCUAGUUGGUCUUGGGCAUCAUAUCCUGGCGCCGUUCAAUUCCAGGCCAUCGUCAUCUCCAGCGAAGCUCUUCAUCCUUUACCCAGCUUAGCAAUACUCGAGGCAUCGGUAUCUGUGCCGGGGAAGAAUAAAUACGGGCAGGUAGAGUCGGGUGUCCUUGUACUUCGCACUCCGCUUCUGCCGCUUGAACCCGCUAUCGGGGGCGAUACGCUUUCACAUGGUGCCUGGGACCAUAACGAUUUCUACUGUAAAGAGCUCGAAGAUUUCGACAUCGAAGUUGGGUCUACUUUCGACUAUCCGGAGAAAAAGGGAGACGGACGUGUGUUCGGUGUGCCCCUGACAUUCUGUGAGGAGAGAGAUAAUUCGCGCAAGGAAGAAGGACCCAAUGAUGAGGGCUAUGAUGAAGGGAGGAAGUGGGUGAGAGUGUAUGGGCUUCUGAUCGGGGAGAGAAGAGAGGUGGGUCAGAAUGCGUAUGAGAGAGCUGGGUGCUUUAAGCUCGGGCCAAUACCGCUCUGCAACCUCCUGGACGUGCUGGACGACUUGGAAAGGCUGGACGUCAAGAUCAUUUGAUUUCUGUUCCGGCGUUUUGAUACUGUAACUGACGUCCGGGGCUCACCCGAUCUGCCAUCGACAGUGCGUCUCCCAUCGACAUAAAUGCGAGGCCAG